AUUGACAAAUUUACCCGAACAACCACAACACACCUGCAAUGAAAAAUAAGCGUAGAGCAGAGAUAAAGCCAUUUCUUUUUUUAGAGCAGCGAAAGAAAUCAAAGAACAACUGCAUGAAAAAAUGUUAAGCACAGGGUAGAGCUGAGAUAACGAUAAUUUGUUGUUUUCGUCAUCGCCAUAAAGUGACGGGUACUGUGCGUUAAUAAUUUAGAUGCCCUUUCCCUAGCAUAUUUAUUCUCCCCUGAGUUGAAUGUAUAACUACAGCGAGAACACAGGGCCGUAGAAGUUAGGGGUAGGUUUUUGGAUCAGCUUCGAUCAUGUGGGCUUCUAUUUUUAAGGUGACAUCCCUUCUGAUCUUAUGCAAUUCAGAGUCCACAAAUGGCAGCCUUGCAUCGAAUGUGGCUUUGGGAAAACCGGCCGUUCAGUCAAGUUUUUUAUCGAGCAAUGGCCUUGCCGAACAUGCCGUGGAUGGCGACAGAAGUGGCAGAUUCGCUGACCUAUCGUGCACCGAGACAAAAGUGCAAUCGAACCCUUGGUGGAGGGUUGACUUACAAAAAAGCUACGUAAUUCUACGUCUGUUUAUUGUGAACAGGGCCGAUUGUUGUGGCGACAGGCUCGACAAUUUUGAGAUUCGCAUCGGAGAUAGCCUGGAGAAUAAUGGUACCGACAACCCUAGUUGUGGGUCAUCAUACAUCAUCCCGCAAGGGGGGAGCAAGUCCAUCUCCUGCCACACCCUACUCAAGGGUCGGUACGUCAAUAUCUGGAUCCCCGGGUCCAACAGGAGGCUGACUUUGUGUGAAGUAGAGGUGUAUCCAUUCAUUGAAGCGGACCAUUUCGACAAACUCUACUCAAACCUCGCCGGUCACGCACUCACUCGCCACAUCAUCACUGCAUUGGACAGCGGCGUGUCUGUGUGGUCAUGCGCAGUGCAGUGUAAUGCUUAUCCUGGCUGCGUCUCCUUCAACUAUGACGUCACUUCAGGGGUUUGUCAGCUGAGCAAUGCGGUAAAAGCCGAUCAAGCGAGCGACCUCGUCCCAAGCAUCUCAUUUGUGUACCAUGAGCGAGUUCAAUCCCAAGCGAUUUCAGCGAAAGAUACCCUUUAAAAGAAGGCGCCGAAUGGCCACCACCCUUUUCAAUCAAUGUACUUUCAACUCACGCAAAGGCUUGCCUAUAGACAAUCUGCGUCUUGGAUUCCGUCAGUCGAACGAUUUGAAAGUGAUGUAUUGGUCAUCACUUAGAAGUCGAUUACCUCCACACAAUCCGCUGGCCAAUGAAUUUUCAAAAGACUGGGCGCCAGAAGGCGCGGCCGGGUUAUUCUCUACUUGCAGAGGUUUCUGAAAUGUUAUUAUUUGUAUGGCGCACUCAAACAUUGUGAGUCAUGAUCCAAUGACUGACUUUACUCGUUAGGUGUAGAUACUAAACGAACAAAACAAGAAAGAUAUUUCGCAUUCGAUGAAUCGCUGUAUAAUAUUGCCUAUAGCCACACACACCGCAAUUGUAAA
This is a messenger RNA of Nematostella vectensis (starlet sea anemone), 1502 nucleotides long. Its product is annotated as fucolectin. NCBI's taxonomy places the organism in Eukaryota, Metazoa, Cnidaria, Anthozoa, Actiniaria, Edwardsiidae. The coding region runs from base 318 to 1103 and encodes 261 amino acids. The transcript has 5 exons. The record is from RefSeq and is a predicted model, not a curated record.